AUGGCAGAUCCUAGAACCGCGCCUCGGGAAGAGGCGACGGAGGAAAGGACCGAACCGUUUUCCCAGUCUGAGCUCGACGCCCGCGCCCGCGUCCGAGCCGUCGACGUCGGUACCCCCAGCCCGGGCCCCGACGAGCACGUCCCGCUCGACGUUCUCUUGCUCGAGGACCAUCACCACCCCCAAGACAUCCGCCUCCUCGUCCGUCCCCUUGCCGAACUGCCCAGCACCAUUCCCGUCACCCCCUCGAGCGACAACUGUCGCUGGCUCGCUCUCCGCGCCGAGGUCGCCUCCGCCGAAGAGCCUUCCCACAAAGUCCUGGCCGUCACCCAGACCGCCCGCGACAUCAAGUUCUCCGUCCGCAUCCCCGGCGACCUUGCCGACGAUGACGGCCUCGCCCGUCCCUCCCUCUGGUGCGAGCUCUACUUUGAUCCCGCUAGCGACAAGCUCAUCUUUGUCAACCGCUCCGAGGUCCCCCUCGCCCUCGUCCGCCUCUCCCAGGCAGCACCCGCCAGCCCCUCCUUGAACGACUAUCGCAUGGUCUACCCUCACGUCACCAAGUCGUUGGCACCUGGUACCUGGCGCAUCAGGGUUCACGACACGGCCGUUUUGGAUUUUAGAAUUCUAGAGAAGCGCCCCAUCUCUGUCUAUGAGCAACGAUCUCUGAGUCAUAGCCAGAGCACCUCCUCCCGCGGCAGCUCGGCGCUAGUCUCCACUAGCGGCAAGAGAGCCCUCACUCCUGAUGAGGAUGAUGAGGGUGACAAGCGUGCCAAGCGUCGGGCAUCUCAAAUCGACGGUCGCCCCGCAGACGGCGUGGUCAUGUUUCUGAACCCGUCGGCAGAUCCCCUCGUCUUUUCGCUACCGAACGGUACCAAGAGGUCGGGCAAGGAACUGUCAUCAAGCAACACAAAUGCCCUGCUUCAGGCCGAGCAAGGUGACACAAUCUACAUGACAGGCAUAUGUGAGCUCGAUGAGUACCAGCUCAUCAAGCAGGAACCCAUUGCCUCCACCGCCCAGUCCGCCGUCUUUGUAGGCCGCCAUUCCAAACGUCCCAACAGCAUCGUUACCGUCAAGGUACUCAAGACGGUCAUGAACAAUUCGGACAAGUCCAACGUACAUGAGCGCAACGUCAUUCGGCAAGCCGACAUGUGGCAACGCGAGUACCAAACGCAAGAAAAUCUAGAGCACCAUUCCAUCGUGCGCUACUACGGUGGCGACGCCCGCUUUCUCUCCCUGUACAUGGAGCACGUCGACGCCAAGGAUCUGACGGUUCAAAACCGCUGGAGAAGCAGGCAAGAUGACCACUUUAUCGGAUCACGAGAAGACGCCGCCCGCAUCUUGCGAGACAUUUCGGGCGCUCUGAGCUACAUCCACAGUCGCCAACUUGUCCACAACGACAUCAAGCCCGCCAACAUCCUAUACGCCCUGGACCGUGGUGCCGUCCUGUGCGACUUUGGCAUGUCCACCGUGAGCUCGAGCCCACCCGGCGGUGGUGGCACGCCGUACUACAUUCCUCCCGAGUUCAUCGGGCGGAAGCUUCGCGGGCCGGCCGCCGACGUUUGGGCCAUGGGCGUCACCAUGCUAUACCUGUUGGGCAAGUUACCCCUGCCCGAGAGCCGCGCCAGGCCACAGAGCGGCAACAAUCAGCUCUACUGGCUGAUUGCUGGUGUCAAUAACCCACAGAUAGUGCAAAAGUACGGCAACGGCCAACCCGCUAUCCUGCAGAUGCGCACCUGGCUGACUGAGGUUCACGAUGCGGCGCAAGUGCUCAACAAGGAGGACCGCCUGGAGCGCAUCGUCAAGGAGAUGCUCACACCAAACCCUGCUCAGCGCAUCACCAUGGCUUCGGUCUUUGAGCAACUCACCACGGAGCCCAUCGCUGCCUUUGCUUAA
Cordyceps militaris CM01 is the source of this 1890-nucleotide messenger RNA. Its product is annotated as Protein kinase-like domain. The transcript has a single exon. The record is from RefSeq and is a predicted model, not a curated record. NCBI's taxonomy places the organism in Eukaryota, Fungi, Ascomycota, Sordariomycetes, Hypocreales, Cordycipitaceae. Bases 1 to 1890 code for a protein of 629 amino acids. Gene Ontology annotation, biological process: intracellular signal transduction; protein phosphorylation. Gene Ontology annotation, molecular function: protein serine/threonine kinase activity; ATP binding.